GUCAACUCCACGCUGGCCAUCAAACGCAAAGAGAUUUCAGCUGCCCUCGUCGCCGCGGCGAGCCACAACAAGCUCACGUUCAAGAGCAGGCAGAAGAAGGGCGAGCGGAAGGAUGAGAUGAGCAAGCGGGUCAAAGACAUGAUUCGACACGUUGCUCAAUAUCGCUGCAAGAGCUCGGCUCCGAGCUGGCUCACCAAGCUCAGCCUGGACAGGGGCGACCUCAAGGGCCUCGACUCGGACGAGGAAGUGGAAGAGGAAGCGGCGGGGGAGGAGGAGGCCGAGGUCGACGAAGUCGAAGACGACGACUCGGACGAGGUGCCGAUCGUCAACAAGAAGCCAGCGGCCGCCCGCGUCACCGAGAAGAAGGAAUCCGUAACUAAGAUGGGUAGGGAGGAGGUGAUGUACGACUACGGGUACGACUCGUGCGCGAAUAUGGCCUACAGAUUGAUCGCCGGCCGCAAGAAGCAGGUCCCAGAGCAUGCCGCAGAGAUGAACAUCCCGAAGAAAUCGCAGCCCACGGACGCCAUGAUCGCCGUCUUCAAGGAGGGGGAGGAGCAACUGGUCAUGAACGGCGGCAAGAAGCUCCGUGACCCCGCCAACCAGGGCUGGUUGGGCAAGACCUCCGAUGGCACGAAGGUGGAGGCCCUUCUCCGAAGCAAUAACAGGAAGAACUACCCUCCACAGAAGUUGACGUGCAUCAAGGUCGGCGACGACCAACUGCUGCAAGUCGACGUCAAGCACUUCGCCACGAAGCUCGCGGAGGGCAAGUCGCUGGAGCAGACUGCCCUGGACUGGGCGCCAACCCUCGCAAAGGAUUUCGCCAAAGGCAAGGUCGACAAGAAGGGGGCGCUGGAGAUCAAUACCAA
Prorocentrum cordatum is the source of this 866-nucleotide messenger RNA. The record is from the annotation of a GenBank genome assembly. Lineage: Eukaryota; Dinophyceae; Prorocentrales; Prorocentraceae.